Molecule: messenger RNA, 645 nt
Organism: Fonsecaea pedrosoi CBS 271.37
Lineage: Eukaryota; Fungi; Ascomycota; Eurotiomycetes; Chaetothyriales; Herpotrichiellaceae
Exons: 1
Coding region: 1-645 (214 amino acids)
Source: RefSeq, a predicted model, not a curated record
AUGUCGAUUACAAAGAUUCCAAUGCAGCACCUGACCGCUCGACUUGUCAUCUCCCCAGCUCCAGGCACACUGGGUGAAUCAACUGCUGUAUUAAAGAAGCUUCAAUCCCUCGGCCCUGUACUCUCAUUCAGGACGCGUAACACCACUGUCUCCAGCAAUGCAGAGCAGCUGGAGGUCGAUGUUGUCUUCUCGUCCCAUGCCACUCUCGAGAAAGCCCAACACGCAAGCCCCUUUGAUGUGAAGGUGAACUAUCAGCUUCCCGAUCCAAAGCUCCAAGAUCCCUACAAUGUUCGCAAUCUCCAGUCGAGACGACGACCUCAGCCCAAGACUAUGACCUGUCGCGUCCAACGCAACGACGGGUUUCAGCCUCCCAGUCAGAACGGUCUUUCUACUGGCUUCUCACCGAGCCUGAAGACCAGGUUAUAUCAAAGCCUCACCGACUUGAAUCCCCCACCUGGUAUUGCGGCUGGGCUGGGCGUCUUCGAUGUUGACAGGGAGCACCUUUGUUCAACCGCUCAGUUUGUCGACAAGCCUCCGGGACUCGCACAACUGUAUCGGUCCUCGAUUGCCGACCACCCCACAACCCAUCAAGCUUCAUCUGCGGCCUCAGUCGUCCAAGAUGAUCUAUCAGAAAUCCAACGGUGA